AUGGCUUCUUCUUCUCUAAUAUUUUUUACGAUAAUUUUCUCAAUGUGGCUUCUAAUUUCCUCCUCAGAGUCCACAGAACAUUUUGUUGGAGACAGUACAAGGUUAUGGAAGGUCCCUCUUCCAUCAGAAGAAGCACUCUUCAACUGGGCUUCCACCCACCACUUCACAAUCGGCGAUACUAUCGUGUUUAAGUACAGUAGAAAAUUCGAAUCGGUGUUUGAAGUGAGCGAACGUGACUAUCGAAGAUGCAUUACAAAGGGAUCUCGUCGCAAGGAGUUCCACGGCGGUAAUUCGAGGGUGGUGCUUGAUAAAUUAGGAGCACGGUAUUUUGUGAGUGGAAGAAGAACUCAUUGUUUGCAAGGGUUAAAGCUAGCAAUAGUUGUCAUGCCUCCGUCUGCACCUCCGUCACUGUCGAUAUCGCCACCGUCAUUAACAAUAUCGCCUCCAUCGCUGACUCUUCCUCUGGCCCUGCCAGCGUCACUGUUACUGUCACCGUCACCGUCACCGUCACCUUCACCUUCACCUUCACCUUCACCGUCGCCAAAUUCAUCUGGUAGUAAAGGUGGUGGUGCCAAUGAACGUGGAUUUAUGGUGUGGUUGGGGGUUUCGAUGGUUAUGACGAUGUUGUUAAUUUGA
This is a messenger RNA of Vicia faba (fava bean), 636 nucleotides long. Lineage: Eukaryota; Viridiplantae; Streptophyta; Magnoliopsida; Fabales; Fabaceae. The record is from the annotation of a GenBank genome assembly.